AUGCACGGGACCGAGUCCUGGUCUCUUCCCGGGAAACAGGCUCUCUACGAUCCAACGCUUGAAAGGGAUGCUUGCGGUGUUGGAUUCAUCGUUGCCAUUGAUGGGAAAAAGUCGCACAAAAUUGUUCGCGAUGCAGAGACGCUGUCGGCGCGUAUGAACCACCGUGGUGCUUGUGCAUGCGAUAACGACACCGGCGACGGGGCCGGUGUUCUUUGUGCCAUCCCGCACGAGUAUUACGCCGAUGAAUUGCGCGAACGACAGAGUAUCGAAUUACCCGAGUUUGGCCGUUACGCCACCGGUAUUUUGUUCCUUGAUCAAAACUCGCAUCGGCAGGCGGAGGCUGCGUUUGAAAAGUUGACCGAAGAAUGCAAUUUAAGGGUAAUCUGUUGGCGAGAUGUUCCAACGGAUAACACGCGAAUUGGCCAAGUGGCACAAAAAUGCGAACCCUACAUGCGUCAAGUUUUUGUCACUGGCGAUCAAGACGAUGUUAAUCUUGAACGACAGGUUGGUAUCUCGUCGAUAUCGUACUUAUUGCUCGACAUCGUUAUUUGGUCGUUACAUGGUUGUAAACUUCGUUCUAGAGUACAUUUAUACCAACGCUCGACAAACCGAAACAAAAUGUAUAACAAACAGUUUUCAACCCAUCGUUUCACCAUUAUUAACACGUUCGUCGCCGCGUCACCCAGGAAAUAUGGGUGACGCCAUUCUUGUUCAAGUUAAAUAGGAUUUUCAGUUGGAUUUUUAAAAGAAAUUUAAUGGCAUAAGCACUGAAAUAUAAAUAUAGGAUAUACAACACAAAAAUAUUAAAAAUAUAAACAUUGUACUAUUUAUACUUUUUAUUAAUUUAUAUUUAGGAUAAA
This is a messenger RNA of Heterotrigona itama, 860 nucleotides long. The record is from the annotation of a GenBank genome assembly. Lineage: Eukaryota; Metazoa; Arthropoda; Insecta; Hymenoptera; Apidae.